Molecule: messenger RNA, 1439 nt
Organism: Suricata suricatta (meerkat)
Lineage: Eukaryota; Metazoa; Chordata; Mammalia; Carnivora; Herpestidae
Gene: LZTFL1
Product: leucine zipper transcription factor like 1
Exons: 10
Coding region: 150-1049 (299 amino acids)
Biological process (GO): negative regulation of protein localization to cilium
Cellular component (GO): cytoplasm
Source: RefSeq, a predicted model, not a curated record
UCUCCGUUCCCAUUAGCAACCGGAGGCUUCCAAACAAGCUGCCCUCCCUCCGCCUCUUCUGCGGCCCAACAGGCCUCGGCGACCCCCGGGCUUGGCGGGGCUCCGCCGGGCCUCUCCCGCUCCCCUGGGCUGUGACUCCCGCCGCCGCCAUGGCAGAGUUGGGCCUAAAUGAGCACCAUCAAAAUGAAGUUAUUAAUUACAUGCGUUUUGCUCGUUCAAAAAGAGGCUUGAGACUCAAAACUGUAGAUUCCUGCUUCCAGGACCUCAAGGAGAGCAGGCUGGUGGAGGAGACCUUCACCGCGGACGAGGUGGCCGAGGUCCUGAGCGCGCUGCAGGCCGUGGUCAACAGCGAGCUGGAGUCCGAGCUCAUCAACACGGCGCACACCAACGUGCUGCUCCUGCGGCAGCUCUUCGCUCAAGCCGAGAAGUGGUUCCUCAAGCUGCAGACGGACAUCUCGGAGCUGGAGAACAGAGAAUUAUUAGAACAAGUCGCAGAAUUUGAAAAAGCAGAAUUUACGUCUUCAAAUAAAAAGCCCAUCAUAGACCCCAUGAAGCCGAAACUUGCUCCACUUAAUGAGGGCGGAACAACGGAACUCUUGAACAAGGAAAUCGUACGACUUCAAGAAGAGAAUGAGAAAUUGAAGUUGAGGCUCAGGACGAUUGAAAUACAGGCAACACACGCGUUAGAUGAGAAGUCAAAACUGGAAAGAGCACUGCAGGACUUGCAGCUCGACCAGGGGAGUCAGCAGGAUUCGAUCAAGGCCCAAGACUUGAAUGACUUGGAAGACACAGUUGCUGCUUUAAAGAGUGAGUUUCAGAAGACACUUAACGACCAGACAGAAAACCAGAAGUCCCUGGAGGAGAAUCUGGCAACAGCCAAGCACGACCUGCUCAGGGUUCAGGAGCAGCUGAGCAUGGCUGAGAAGGAAUUAGACAAGAAAUUCCAACAGACAGCAGCUUAUCGAAACAUGAAAGAGAUUCUCACCAGGAAGAAUGACCAAAUCAAAGACCUGAGGAGAAGACUGGCCAAAUACGAACCUGAAGAUUAAAACCCAAAGAGGAGUUCUCCCGGAAGCCGCCACAGCUAGAAAUCCAAGCGGUCUCUCCCCUCAGGCACGUACUUUGAAGCAGUUUGUUAUAUCCCCUCUCUUUAUUUUUCUAACAUAUAGACUUUGCUCCUACGGUUCAGAGCCCCACCCCCCGUUUCAGUUACCUGGUGGAGCAGAGGGGAGCCUGCGGGCCGAUCCCGGCCGAUGGCCCGACCCCUUGCCCAGCUCUCCAGUGCAGUGAGGUUUCUGUGUGGUGCAGAAGAGAUUUUGUAGAGCGGAGGAAGAGCCUUCUCCUUCCGCAUUAGCUCACAGUGCACACCGUUUCACUGAGUGUUAUAAAAAGUUACUAAAGAUAGUUACUACCAAUAAACCUUAUUUUUCAAAAUUUAA